Molecule: messenger RNA, 1858 nt
Organism: Tigriopus californicus
Lineage: Eukaryota; Metazoa; Arthropoda; Copepoda; Harpacticoida; Harpacticidae
Product: mucin-2-like
Exons: 3
Coding region: 206-1261 (351 amino acids)
Source: RefSeq, a predicted model, not a curated record
CUCUAGCUUUAAUCUUACAUCCAUCAUUUGACUAACACCGAGGGCAAAUCAUUUACCACCCCCGGAUCAAGGUUAGGGCUCCAUCUGUGAGGCGUGAUCGGUCAUCAAGCUUACUCCCAUGAAGGUCUAAUCCCUCGAAUCCGACUAAUCCUCCGAGAUCAGCUGUUUGGUCAUUGGUCUGGUCUUACCAUUCCUUUUGUCCACCAUGACCUCGCCGGUUGCCGUGCCCUCCGUGCAUGUGACCGAGCCGCCCAACCCCAUGUCUGGCCUCCUUCCAGAAAAGGAAGGCUCGGGUCCGACCCACCCGCCGGAUACGGCACCACGCUCGCCUCAUGUGUCCAUUACUGCUACCCCUAAUAUGCCCACGGGCACGACCACGGGCACGACCACGGGCACGACCACGGGCACGACCACGGGCAGUUCGGGUGGUGGAGCGGUGAAUUUCUUCAAGAAAUAUUCGGGCUGGUCGUUGGGUGGCGGUGGAGGUAGUGGCAGUCACACCCUGCCCGUGUCGCCCACGCCGGUCUUGGAUGCUUCCUCGGGCUCAUCCUCCACCCUCACACCCACACCCGCUCCGACCAAUCCGGUGGGUUCGUGGAACAAUCUAGACACGCCGCGGAAUAGUCAGAACAUUCCCAUGUCCGAAUUCAAGGCCGACGGCCUCACCUUGAUGUCGGAUAUCCCGGAGAAUGGUCCAUUAACUCAAUCCGACUUGACCACGAAUGGGGCCCUGUCUGAUAUGGGAGGGCGUUCCAGUCCCGGUGAAAGUUUGGCCUCCGAUUCUCGACGUCAUGACUUGACCCUGGUAGGCAAUGGUCGUCCCACCCGUCGCAAACUCUCACGACCCUCGAUAGUGCAAAGGCCUUGCCCCACCCACUCAUUUCACACCGAUGCUACAGAAGUCCAACAUAUGGAGAAGAGCUUACUGGGAUUGUUGGAAGACUUCAAUUCCGGCAAACUCCGAGCUUUUGGCCAAGGGUGUAGUAUGGAGAAAAUGGAAAAGAUCCGCGAUCAGCAAGAGAGUCUGGCCAAAUUGCAUUUUGAGCUUGGAGCUCGACAAGACAUCUUCACCCCUUUGUCCGAUGAUGGCCUCCGAACCUCGAAUGAGAAUAUGGAGAAGCUCAUGGGUCGCCUGGAGAAGCUAUCCAUGUCCAUUGCCCAGCUCAAUCCGAGCGAUGAUCUGACUGGAUCGGAUGCCACACUCCAUGAAUCCGGGAUGAAAAUGGGCGAGAGCGCCGAAGAUCUCCUUGACAUCAGAUGACACGAAAACGAUAACCCGCUUGACAAGAAGAAUCGGAAACUUGGCCGACAAGAAGCUCUCUCUGGGUUUGGAUGAGGGUUCCCUUCCAUUUUAAUCGGGGCCCUGCUUCAAUAUUGUUGUAGACACCGCUGUGGGUUCGAUAGAAAGAUUCAAAACAGCAUUGGCAGCAUAUUUGGUGUCAGUAAAGUUUGGACAUGUCUUGCUUACUCAUUUACUUUAUCGUAUGUAUACUCUUUCAUAGAUGGAGCAAAAUUGAUUGUACCUACCGCUUAUCUACUAAUUAAAACCUGAGCUUUUUGGCCGGAGCCUCGGGAUUUUGGGUGUAACACUUCAAGGGGAUCAAUUUUCUUUGUGAAAUUGCGACCUUUUGCCAGCUUUGAGUAUCUGGGCAACUUGUGUCUUUUUAUUUAUUUGUCCUCCGAAUUGUCAAAUCCAAAACUUUUCCGCCUCCUCCUCACCUUGUAAGCCAUCGCCCUCGAAAAAUUUUCGGGGCAAAAUGGCUAGACCGACAUUUGAUGAAACAUUUUCAAAGCCUUUUUUUUCGUUCAAACCCCAACAUUUGAGGCUGACAAAUAAAAGUAACACGCCCUAUUUCUA